AUGACUCAUGCGGUGCCACAAUUAAAAGACAAGUCUUUGUUCAUUGAAAAAUGCCAGGUCAACGGUGAAUGGGUUGGGGCACAAUCGGGCAAAACAUUUGAGGUCACUGAUCCAGCCACCAAUAAAGUCAUUGGAACAUGCCCAGAGUUCAGCGCAAAAGACACCGAGAGAGCCAUCAAGGCAGCUUCGGAUGCAUUCCCAGUCUUUCGCAAGACGCUGGUACGCGAAAGGUCUCGACUGCUGAGACGUUGGAAUGACCUCAUCCUGCAAAACGUGGAUGACUUGGCGACCCUAAUAACAUGGGAGAACGGAAAACCAUUUGCCGAGGGCCAAGGCGAGGUCAAAUAUGCUGCAGCCUUCAUUGAAUGGUUCAGCGAAGAAGCCCCCGGCUAUACGCCGAUACGAUUCCGGUAUCCAUUCCGGGGAACCGAGUCCUAA
Molecule: messenger RNA, 438 nt
Organism: Penicillium soppii
Lineage: Eukaryota; Fungi; Ascomycota; Eurotiomycetes; Eurotiales; Aspergillaceae
Exons: 3
Coding region: 1-438 (145 amino acids)
Molecular function (GO): succinate-semialdehyde dehydrogenase (NAD+) activity
Source: RefSeq, a predicted model, not a curated record